Messenger RNA from Torulaspora delbrueckii, 537 nucleotides. RefSeq lists its product as uncharacterized. Gene Ontology annotation, molecular function: nucleic acid binding. NCBI's taxonomy places the organism in Eukaryota, Fungi, Ascomycota, Saccharomycetes, Saccharomycetales, Saccharomycetaceae. Gene Ontology annotation, biological process: DNA integration. The record is from RefSeq and is a predicted model, not a curated record. Bases 1 to 537 code for a protein of 178 amino acids. The transcript has a single exon.
AUGAUCCUUUUUAUUGAUAUGUGGCGCUUCUCAAAAAAAGCCCACUUUAUCCCAUGCGCCAAGGGACUAGAUGCCCGAGACGUAAUCGACCUAUUAUACCGGUUCAUCUUCGCCUAUCAUGUGUUCCCAAAAUCGAUCAUAUCUGACCGAGACACACGUUUAAUGGCCAAACUAUUCCGUGAUUUUACGGAACGCCCUGGGAUCAAGCUUACCAUAUCAUCAUCCAAUCACCCUCAGACCGAUGACCAGUCUGAGCGCGAGACCCUGAACCGCCUCCUACGAACGUAUACGAACUCCGACCACGCACUAUGGGACGAGAUCGAGAAUGUGUAUAGCUCCACACCAUCUCAAUCCUCUAGAUUGACCCUCUUCGAAGUGCACUGCGGCUAUAUUCCCAGCAAGAUCCUUCGAAGCAGUGGCACUGACCAGGCACUUGAAAAUUAUCAUCACCCUAAGCCAAGGAUGCCCUUGCAACCGCUUAACAGCGCCAAGAAACGAAUCACAAGAGGGGGAGGAAGGAAAUUGAGUUUGGAUUAG